CGUCAUUCUCGACUCCUGCCUUCAUCUCGCGCUCUCCUUCAUCUAGGGCUGGAUUCUGUAACGCUUUCACCUAUCUUGCUGUCCAAUGGCCUCGACAUUAUCAUCAACACCGGGGCCGUCUUCCCAAACGCAGCCAGUGACCCCUCUGACAACGGAGUACCCCGAGCUCGCGCACCUCUCGCGCGAAGAUCUAGAGGACCUGCUCCGUGACCCCGCCUACUUCCAGGCCGUCUUCCACUCGCUUGGCCGCGUCCAAUCGCUCUACGAGAGCCAGGGCGAGCUGGGGCUCGCCAACGAAUCGAUAGCGCAGACCAACUUGAAUCUGCAGGAUUCACUGUACGCGCUCAGAGAGGACACCAAGGCCGCGUUCGACGAGGCCAAGACGCUCGAGGCGCGCUGGAAAGAGAUCGAUCGCGAGCAGAAGGAGCUGUACCAGCGCUUCAGCCCCCAAUUUCUUCUGCUCAGACUGCGGCACGCAGCGACGGCCCAGGACGACGCUUCAGAAGCAGCUGCAUCCGCCUUUGUCCAGGCAGCGCGCACCGAGGGCGGCAAGGACGUCGAUGAUUUUGUGCGGGAGUUCAAGGAGAUGCGGAAGCUGUACCACAAGCGCGCGAUGUGGGUAGAGCGAUGGACGGCAGGGGAUGUGGCGUGGCGAGAGGAUUGAAGGCGUGGAUGGUGUUUGUAGUAUAUUGAUGGGUACGCCGAGACGUGCUGCUUAUCUGUAUUUCUUGCUUGAUGGAAUUUUAGUGACUGUGGGCCAUUUGCCAGCUGAAUUCGAGGUUUGGACUAUCUCUAUCACGACGUUAUUAUCUCAUACGACAGUCAGCCUCUUGCAUUGAUGUAGUGACGGGAUGCGCGACCCGUGCGCUUUGGCGCUGUAAACAGUACAUGGAUGAAAUCUCGUUGAAAACGAUAUUCUGC
Molecule: messenger RNA, 921 nt
Organism: Coniophora puteana RWD-64-598 SS2
Lineage: Eukaryota; Fungi; Basidiomycota; Agaricomycetes; Boletales; Coniophoraceae
Exons: 4
Coding region: 86-664 (192 amino acids)
Biological process (GO): ubiquitin-dependent protein catabolic process via the multivesicular body sorting pathway; protein targeting to vacuole; protein targeting to membrane
Cellular component (GO): ESCRT I complex
Source: RefSeq, a predicted model, not a curated record